This is a messenger RNA of Brassica rapa (field mustard), 3541 nucleotides long. Its product is annotated as vacuolar protein sorting-associated protein 24 homolog 1. Lineage: Eukaryota; Viridiplantae; Streptophyta; Magnoliopsida; Brassicales; Brassicaceae. The record is from RefSeq and is a predicted model, not a curated record. Gene Ontology annotation, biological process: vacuolar transport.
GCUAUCCUAGUAUUUUUCUUUUAAGCCAGUCUAAGUUUUUCAUUUUGUUUUUAAUGUUUCAAAAUUCAAGAUUUUUUUAAUUUUUUAUUUAUUCAUUUUAAGUUUUAAUCUAAUAGAUCAAAACAGGUUGGUUAACUGGAUCAAAACAGGUUGGUUAAUCUAAUAGAUCAAAAUAUAAGUUUUAAUCUAAUAGAUCAAAAUAUAAGUUUUUUUAAAUAUAAGUUUUAAUCUAAUAGAUCAAAACAGGUUGGUUAAUCUAAUAGAUCAAAAUAUAGAGAAAAGGUAUUUAUGAGAUCAAAAUAAACAGAACCGUUGAGACUAUUUCUAAUUGAACCGUUUAUUUUAUAAAUAAAUAAAAAUAAAUUUAUUUUAUAAAAGAAAAGGUAUUUAAGAGUUAGUUGUGAGGAGAAGGGGUCGUUACUAGUUACUCGUCGUUACUCAUCCAUCAAGAUUCAAAACAGAGCAGCGAAGGUUUUAGAAAAAAAUGAAGAAAGUGAUGAAGAUCAUCAAGCCGAAGCCUGAUCCAAAGCAACGCUUACGUGAUUGGCAACGCAAACUUCGCCAGGAGUGCCGUGACAUCGAACGCCAAAUCCGAGAUAUAGAGAAAGAAGAGAGAACGGUACAGAAAGCUAUUAAGGAGGCUGCUAAGCGGAAUGAUAUGGUCUCAGCUAAGGCGCUUGCUAAGGAGAUUGUGAGUUCGAGAAGAACAGUUAACAAGUUAUAUGAAAACAAGGCUCACAUGAAUUCUAUAUCAAUGCAUCUCGGAGAGAGUAUUGCUAUUGCUGGAACAGUUGGGAAUCUCUCCAAGAGUGCAGAGGUUAUGAAGCUUGUUAAUGAUCUCAUGAAGGCUCCACAAAUGGCUGCUAUUAUGCAGGAGUUCGGCAAAGAGAUGACCAAGGCUGGAGUUAUUGAGGAGUUUGUGAGUGAUGCCAUUGACGAUGCACUAGAUUCUGAGGGUAUGGAAGAAGAGAUCGACGAGGAGGUUGAUAAAGUAUUGACUGCUAUUGCUGGAGAAACCGCUGCUGAGCUCCCAGAAGCUGUCAGGAAGGAAAGGAUAAAGGUACCUGCGCAGAAGGCCAGCACUGCCCUCGAGGAAGAGGCAGUUGCAGAAGGUGUUGAUGAUGAGGAAGAAGUGGAAGAGACAGCUCGGCUCGCUAAAGUUAGAUCCUAACUGAUUCCAAUGAUUCUUUACACACCAUUACUCUUGAAAGGUGAUGAGUAUAUAAGGAGGUUGCAGCCAGUGUAUUGUAUAUAAUAUUAGUUGAAUUACUGUAUACAAUGAAACCAUAAGCCACCUUUUGUUAACAAAUUUCGUUUCUUGGAGUUAUUGAAAACAAUCCGAGUGCUAUAUUGUGUUUUCAAAGAACCACCUAAACCUGUAUGAUCGAAAGUUGGCCAUUAACAGAGAUGCUCAUGAACUGAAACCAAACACUUGAUAACAUCACUCACUCACCAUCCAUCAUAUAUCAUCAGUCCCAGAAGUAAUUAGAGUAAAACACAAAUAACUGGCGUUACAGUUAGAUAUAUUGUCUCUACGCCUUUAUUAUACAUCAAUUACUUCAUUGUGUAAUUUACAAGUUAAUGCAUUAUAACCAUAUGGUAUUUUGAGAGAUUCGACUGAUUUGUAAGGUACAUGCAUCCAUCUUAAUUUAACUUUGUUGGAUUGACUCUCUGCCUACACUAAUAAAUCAUAAUCAACACAAUAAUUAGGCUAGGUUCUCUCAAGAGCAUGACACUUCAGCACUUAAAAUGGCUGUGGGAUUGACAUGUCAUCAAAUGAAAAAUUUGAGAAACCAAUCAAUUCAUUUUGAUAAAACACGUCACUGGAAUUGAGCCGUGGUCUUGAGCUCGUCGUCGAGUCCUUUCCUCCUCCUCUUCUAUCUCAUCUCUUCCUCCUCCUCCUCUCCGAGCUCGUCGUCGAGUUCUUCUACAGACUCUCCGGCCUCGUCGGCGUCGAGUUCUUCUUCAGACUCUCUGGGCUCGUCGGCGUCGAGUUCGUCUCCAGCCGCAUCACGAGGAUCUAGCUUAAACAACAGGGGAUCCGCGGCACUCUUCAAGGUCGUCAGCGUCGAGUUCUUCUUCAGACGGUCCGGUAUCGUCGGCGUCGAGUUCUUCUUCAGCCGCAUCGGGCCUCGUCGGUGUCGAAUUCUUCUCCAGCCGCAUCCGGGCUCGUCGGCGUCGAGUUCUUCUUCAGCCGCAUCGGGCCUCGUCUUCGUCGAGUUCUUUUCCAGCCGCAUCACGAUUUGGACUUCUAGGGUUCUAGGAGUUGUAAGAUAUGAAAUCGGUUCGAAUCUAAUUUCGUUUAAAGAAAAUUUUGAGAGUCCUCAUAACCGGUGAUUUUUGUAUGGUAUGGUAAUAUUAACCGGUUCUGCUUCAUUGUAUGUUGGUGUUGCUUUCGGGUGUCCUGGUGCGGAGAAGAAGAGUGAAUCACCAGUUGCAGCUAUGGAGAUGACUAAUUCGAGUCUAGAACAUCAGUUGCAGGACAUAACAGCCUCACGAUCUGAAGCUGUUUUGGUCACUCAGCAAGAAGAACCAUACAUUUUACUUGUCAAAGAAGCGAAUGACUGGAUAAAGAUGCAAACUGCAACAGUAGACAAGGGUUUAAAUUAGAAAUUCUGAACAAAUAACACGUCACAAGAAGCAGAGAAAAUGCCUCAAAACUUAGAGUUUAAAUUAGAAAUUCAGAAAACGAGUAUUUCUCGAAGACGGAGAAUGAUUUCACAAGUAGACACGUCAUGGGUGAUGUUUAAACAGGAAGAGUUCUGAUUUAUGAAGCUUGACAGAGAUUUUCAGUGAUAAUUUGAAACUCAUGUUCUUGUGUGCAGUGGAUUCAUGGGAUGCAUCUAAUAUGAAAGUGAUAACCUCAGUAUGUGGAGAAAAGGGAACUGCUCUGAGUUGUGGUACCUCAAACCAGGCAAAAGAAAGUGGGAAUGGGAAGUCAGUUCAUUAUGGUUCUGUAUUUUCAGUUUGUUAAAGAAUGUCAGUCUCUUUGGCUGAGACAGCAAACGAAGGGCACAUCUGAUGGAGCUCAUAAACUGCAUGUAGUGGAAAUUCUUAAGGAAGUUCAUGUCAAGAUUCAUGUCAAGAUUUUUCAACUCCUUAAAAUGUGCGUGUUAAGUUUGGUGAAUUAGUUUGAAGUCUAACACAACACAUAUAGAGACAUCUCGAUUGUGGUGGGAAAUGAGCAGGAUGUCUAUGAUGUGUUGUUCUUCUCAAGGACGUGAUAAAAAAAUAUAUCACAGGAGAGGGACAAGUUAGAAAGGAUAAAGCAAGUAGUGUAUAAGGUGGGCUAUGCCAAGAGGGUUGUACUUGCAGCUUCUACACCAACUAAAAAAAUGUUUACUGGGAGAAUUCACUAAGUCAAAGAAUGCUGGACAGAGCAUGACAGAAGUAAAUCAGGAAAAGAAGCUAUAGAUAUCUCGAAUUGGAUCCACUGAGAGAAGCACAUUUCAGAGCAUGAAAAUGUUGAAUGAAACUAAUGUCUCAAAUUUCACAACAAAAAAAAUUUGUUCAAAAAAAAUAAAAUUUAAUGCUUGCGUUC